Pomacea canaliculata is the source of this 3421-nucleotide messenger RNA. Its product is annotated as protein NipSnap-like. Lineage: Eukaryota; Metazoa; Mollusca; Gastropoda; Architaenioglossa; Ampullariidae. The record is from RefSeq and is a predicted model, not a curated record. The coding region runs from base 25 to 936 and encodes 303 amino acids. Gene Ontology annotation, cellular component: mitochondrion. The transcript has 10 exons.
GUAUUUGUAUUUUUUAAAGAUGACAUGGGUUUUGAUUUGAGAGUUUUAAAUACUGUCAUGGCUGCAAUGGCAGGCCUAAGCAGAGGAAUGUUUCGAACCAUAAACCUUUUGCCUGCGUCCAAGGGGUUUCCUGGUCUGGCAGCAUCUAGGUGGUUCAGUGCACAGCAGGAGACACCUACACCAAAGGAAGGUGACCAGGGAGAAAAAAAGGGAUGGUUCCAAAAUAUUUUAAGGGUUCGAACACUGGAGCCAAGUAAAGAAUCACAUUCCAUGCAGCUGUCAAGCAAAGAAACAGUUUAUGAAAUACAGUUCCAUGCUGUGAAACCAGAAAGCAUGGAGGAAUACUUGAACCAGUUUGGCCGCUUUUCGGAACUGAUCGAGAUGAAACAGACAGGUGCUGAAUUGGUUGGCAGCUGGACUGUAGAGAUUGGUGACCAAGACGAAGCAAUUCACGUGUGGUCUUACAAGGGAGGUUAUCCUGUCCUGAACAGAGCAAACCAAAUAUACAGAACUGACAAGGAUUUUAUUGACUUUCGCAAGAACCGCAACAAAAUGAUAAGGUAUCGAAAAAACCAGAUUCUUCUGGCCUUUAGCUUCUGGCCUGAGCUAAAGCCAAGGGAUCCAAGCAAUAUCUAUGAAUUACGAAGCUAUACACUCAAGCCUGGCACAAUGAUUGAAUGGGGAAAUAACUGGGCCCGAGGGAUAAAAUAUAGACAAGCAAAGAAUGAAGCUGUUGCUGGUUUCUUCUCACAGAUAGGCCCACAGUACACCACUCAUCACUUGUGGGCUUACUCAGAUCUGGAGUCUCGCAAAGUAACUCGUGAAGCUGCAUGGCAGAGGCCAGGUUGGGAUGAAUGUGUUGCUUACACAGUGCCUCUCAUUCGUCACAUGCAGUCACGCAUUUUGAUUCCAACUCCAUUCUCACCCCUCAAGUAAAAAGGAAAGCUGCUACCAUUACAUCUGGGCUCCAGGCUUGCAUGGGUCAUGACCUGCCUUGAGUGGCGCAGCAAAGGGGACAUAGUUUCUACCUCCCCUUCUCUUGAUUGUGAAUCAGAUGGCUUGUUGUAUUCUGUACAUAAGAAGUGACCCUUGCGUCAUGACUAUAAGUUGACACUAAAACAAGUUUGGUAGUUACAUUUGAACAUAGGACAUGAGCACGAGUAUGAUUCAGGGAAAUGAAUAGUGCUGCAGACCAUCCUUAGGAAUUAGUGAUUGAGACGAUUAAGCAGUAACUUGUUCUAAGCUGCUUAAUGAAUUCACUCUGGGUGUAUUUAAGGGUAAAUGUGGUUGACUAUGGCAGAGUAGUUAAGCGACUGCUGUUUGAACUAUUUACAUGCUAGCGUGUGAGAAUGCAUGUGCAAAUAAAUGAUAGAUAAGGUCUACAUGUUCAGCUGGUCUAUCCUCUAUUAUUUCUGGUUUUCAUUUGAUGAAGUAUGAGUACUUCAGAAUCUCCUCUCAAAGCCUUGAAAGUCUGAAGGUAAAUUAAGAUUGGCCUGUGUUAGUGUCCAGGGAGGAGGAAUAAGGACAUAUCACAGAGUGAUUCCAAGUGUGUGCAUUGGUGUGCACCACUGAAGUCCCUGCUAGAAUGCUUGCUGUGUCUCCUUAUAGCUAAUGACCUAAAAUUCCAUGUUGUUAAGCAGUUCCUUGUUGAGAGAGUAUUUUAAGUUUCUUUUCUUUUUUCUUUGCUGCUUUUAGUGCCACAUAUUUUGUGCCAUUGAACUCUUUGUUUAAUUUUUAGUUGUUACAUUUUUUCAUUAUUAGUGCCAUGGAUUUCAUGCCAGAGUAAGAUGAAGUUUACCGUCUUGGGAAUUUCUCAUAUUUUAAUUGGAAUAUUUGAAAACAUUAUGCCCACAGGAAUUUAUUUGUCAGAAAAGUAAUUGGGUGUGCGGACUGUUCCAUGCUUUUUAAUGCACUACCAAACAGAAAACAAGAGGGAACAAUUUAUGGACUCUGAACAUCACAUUUUUUCGUUUCAGAAUGCAGUUUUAUGAAAGACAUUCAAUUGAAGUCAGUGAUGUCAAAUAAUUUGAAUGACUUAGCACUUAAAGUAGUAAGGGUUUUCUUAAAGAUUAAAAAAAUCGUGUUGCACAGAUAUGUUGAGGAUAAAUCAGUUUCUUGAAGAAUUAGGCACAGUAUUCUGUGUCUUGUAAUGGUCACAUCUUCCCAGUAUAAUGUUGGUUGUACAGUUCAGCGAGAAGAUUAUUUUGUAUCUUGGAGCUUUUUAGCAUGGACCAUCACAAAGUUAAAGGGAAAUCAGGGGCUGGGUGCAUCGUAGGGUUAGUACUGACUGGAUGGCAAACGCAGAGCACUUAUCCAAAAUGUUUGUAAAGUAUUAGCAGUUUAGUUGACUUAGGACUUACCUGGCCAGCCAGAGCUUAAAAAGCCUAUUGCUGACCCUUUAGAGAUCAUCUCCAGAACUCUUUUUGAUCUCUAUUGUGCCUGUUGUUUCUCAUCUCUCCGUUUUAUCUUGCUGGCGAAUGUAGUACGGGCCAUUUUGGUAAAAGCCCCUCUUUCAUUAUUUUUUAAACUUUUUUUCAUUUUCAAAUAUGGAAGAAAAUCAAGUUUCUUCAUGAUAUUGUAUUUUUUAUUGAAUGAUGGUGGAAUAUUUUCUACAAUUUACUGUCGUGUUUGUUGUGUUGACUUUUUGGAAUCAUGUACAAUCAUUGCUGUGAAAUACAAAGCUCUACUGAAAAGCAAGGGUUUAUGAGUUGCUAUCCCCUUCCCACCCUUCCUCUGCCCACUUUUUCCUUUUUUGUGUAGGUGUAAUGAUUAGGCGGAAUGUGUGCAGCACUAUUCAGCAUUUUACCUGAUGCUUUUUGUCUUAUGCAUGGAAAUAGAAUGUUAACAGCUAAUCAACACGAUUGUGAUGAAAUUGAGCUUUAUGUCGAACUGCAGUUGAUGUCCGUGUUAAGUGAGUGUUGCUACACAGAGAACUGAUUAUGCUUCAGUUCAUUUGCACUGAUGUAAAAAGUAAUGCGAGUAUGCAUUUUUGUGUGCAAACUGGCGCGUGUGUUCAGACAUGUGUUCACUCCCAAAGUCUCUUUACAUGUGAAGAAAACAAUGACAAAGAAACCAACAAUUCAACUUUAAUUUGUAUGUAGGGAGUAUUGGAGAAGUGUAUUCGUUAUGUGUAAUUGGUAUCAGUUAUUGUUAUAUCUGUUAAAUGUCACCAGACAGCUACAAAGAUAUGAGGUGGGGUCAUGCGGGGGGGACUUGUUACAAAUACACAAGCACCUACACAAACACAUACCUGAUUGUAGUGAAGUAGUGCUCAGUUACAUCAGUUACAUGCCCACAAUGGUGUCGCACUAGUGUGGUUGACUAAUUCUUUCGACCUCUAUCAUGCUAUAGGUUGAGUAGAUUCUUGAGUGUGUUGGCACGUGAGAUUAUGUACAAGAUUAUAAUCCAUGAUAUACCACUU